This is a messenger RNA of Thermothelomyces thermophilus ATCC 42464, 904 nucleotides long. RefSeq lists its product as uncharacterized. Gene Ontology annotation, molecular function: protein binding. Lineage: Eukaryota; Fungi; Ascomycota; Sordariomycetes; Sordariales; Chaetomiaceae. Gene Ontology annotation, biological process: cytoplasmic translation. Bases 94 to 780 code for a protein of 228 amino acids. The transcript is spliced from 2 exons. The record is from RefSeq and is a predicted model, not a curated record.
UUCCGUCUUCCAAGACUGCCUACCCUACGCCUGUAAUAAUUCUUUUUUGGAUUCGGCAACCUCACCUCCUUGCUACCCCACAUAAAGCUCAAGAUGGGGCGCGAGGAGCAAAUUGAGGAACGGGAAGUUCUAAACUCCAUCUUCCCUGACGAAAUAACAGACAUAUCGGAGACCGAGUAUCGGAUUACCAUAAAGCUUGACAUUCCAGACGAUGAAGGAGAUCCGCCGGUCAUGCUCCUUACCGUGCGGUACCCGGAAGAAUAUCCGGACAAAGCUCCUCUCCUGGAGCUAGCCGCACCUCAGAACUCUACCCCUCACCAAUACCUGAAUAUCGCCGAGGACAAAGAUCAGCUGCUAAGCGGGCUGGAAGCCACGAUCGAGGAGAACCUGGGCAUGGCAAUGGUCUUUACUCUAGUCUCCGCGGUGAAGGAAGCUGCCGAAAAAUUGGUGGAGGACCGAAAACAGGCCGCUGCCAAGGCGCAUGAAGAAGCGAUCCUCGCCGCCGAACGAGAGGAGAACAAGAAGUUCCAUGGCACCCCCGUGAACCGCGAGACAUUCUUGAAAUGGCGGGAGCAGUUCCUGAAGGAGAUGGAGGAGGCACGACUCAGGGAGGAGGAGGAGAGGGCGGCCGAAAUGAAGAAGGCAAAAAUUAAGGAGCCGGUAAAGCUCACAGGGAAGCAAUUGUGGGAAAGGGGUCUUGCCACUGCUGGCCAGGAGGAUGGCGAUGAGGACGGGGUGCCAACAGAGGAUGUACAGAAGCUCAAAGUUGGCGGUAGUUAAAUCUGCUACCCUCGCUGGGAAUGGAUGCUCGCACAGUCACCGCUUUCCAAGAAUCGCUAACAACGAGAGAUGCCGCAAAACUCCCCAACCAACUGUCCAUAUGAGUCCGCAGGUGCCUCUGGAU